CAGCUCCAGCUAAAGUGAGGAAUCUGACAGCUACAAUACUCAAUGAAGGUGCAAUUUCUAUAAAUUGGAUCCCACCCAAUGUCAUGAACGGCCAUCUGAGGCAUUAUACCAUAAGAUGUUUCCAACAAUCAACAGGGCAUUUACAGUAUCAAAGAAAUCAAACGGGGAAUUCUUAUGAUGUGCAGGAUUUACCAGUGGGCAACUACACCAUAAGUGUCGCUGCUGUGACUGUAGAAGAAGGCGACUCAGAAGAAGUUAAAGGCAUAUAUAUUCAAGAAAGAUCUAAUGUUGGUGCCAUUAUCGGGGGUGUAAUUGGUGGCGUCGUUUUGCUGAUUAUUAUAUGCAUUGUCAUAGUGAUAAUACUGAGAAGGAAAAACAGGUUAGGCACUCGUAAGCAGGCAUUUGGUAAACAUUCCUCUUCAGAGACUGCGGUCGGAUC
This is a messenger RNA of Owenia fusiformis, 439 nucleotides long. NCBI's taxonomy places the organism in Eukaryota, Metazoa, Annelida, Polychaeta, Sabellida, Oweniidae. The record is from the annotation of a GenBank genome assembly.